UUAUGAAUUUCGUGUUUGUCCCCUGGACUCUUGGAAGAGGUAUGCGCCACCCUCGUCCAGGAUGAGAGCUUGAGUCUGUAGAUACAGUAAGUCUGUAACCACAGUCUCGGAGCCCCACACGCCGGCACAUCCCCUCCAGAAAACUCAGUUUUACAGCAGCCGUCAAUGUCAGCACCUGAGGAUCGAAUAUUAUAUGAAGUUCUGAUCUAUAUUUUAUGUAUCCACUGGACCGCUAGAAAGUAUGGUGUCCUCCCGACAAGGCCCCUCGAAGAAAUCCGCGAAGGCCCCUCACGGUCGCGCGAGCAGCAAAAGUGAUCAAAAAAAACCUCCGCGGAGUAGUGCUUGUACUCAGGGCAAGCAACGGCCGCAAGAUCAUUUGUUGGUCGAAAACUGGCUCGAUAGCUCCGCUACCAUUCCAUUGACUCUACAGCAGCUGCUGCUAAAUGUUUUCAAAUCUGCCCUACUCACUUACAGAGUACCCAGUUGUCGAGCCGGUGAAAGCGACGUGGCUGGUGGGACUAGUGCGGCAGCUCAUGCUCCCGAGUCAACCGAGCAGCCUCAGUUGGACAUCAAAGGCCUCAUUCAAACCAUAAAGUCUCACCUCUACAACCGGGACUUCAACUCGGCCUUUACGGAUGCCGAUGAGGAUCUGCUGCGGGCGUACGCCUUGCGAUGGAGCUCCUCGCGAGCGUUGGGCUACGCAGGGAUCUUCAGGGCCUUGUGGGCAAUCCUGCUGAAGCCGAAUUCCCAGGCUAUGGCUUCAGCCAACGAUGGCGUAGACAGCCAUGUGGUAUGUAUCGGUGGUGGCGCAGGAGCUGAGAUUGUUGCCCUUGCGGCUGCCUGGAGAGACUGGACUGAUGCCGCUGACGGCAGUAAAGAGCAGCCAGCCGAUGAAGAGCAGGCGACCCUCUCCGCUGCCGUAGGUGGUCUAUCAGUGCAUGACGAGCACGGGACGGAUGCACAGUCGGCUGCUCCCACGGUCGAGAAGCUGUCAACAACUGAUGGACAGUCGGCGUCGGAGCGGCGUCACCCACGGCUGUCCGUCACAGCCAUCGAUAUCGCCGACUGGUCAAGCAUCGUGGGUCGAUUAGUGUCCACAAUCCGGUCGCCCGCAGUCGCAGGAUCCAACUCUCAUCCGGCUCCAUUGUGUGGGGAUGCGGGACUGUUGAGCCCGGACGGGCAGCCAAGUGACAAGGGCCUCGACUUCCAGGUCGGGUUUCAGAGGCUGGAUGUUCUUUCAGCCUCCGAGGACGAGCUGCGGAGGCUGCUACAUCCUCGCGAGCAGAAUCACAACGCCUCCACUGUCUUGGUUACUCUCAUGUUCACGCUUAACGAGCUUUUCUCGACAUCCAUGGCCAAGGCAACGGGCUUUCUGUUGCGCUUGACAGAUCUGUUACAGCCGGGUGCUGUGCUUCUCGUUGUAGACAGUCCGGGGAGUUAUUCCACGCUGAAACUAGGAAAGAGCAGCUCCACAGCGACUGGGGCUUCGGCGAAUCCGUCGGAAAGGCAAUAUCCGAUGAAAUUCCUUCUUGAUCAUGCGUUACUCACAGUUGCAGCCGGUAAAUGGGACCGGCUGUUCUCGCAGGACUCGCGCUGGUGGCGGAGAGAUGCGGCGCGGCUGCGGUAUGGCGUUGGUGAAGGAGCUGGCCUCGAGGAUAUGCGGUUUCAGAUUCAUAUCUACCGCAGGUCAGCGGAUUAAGCUCUGUGCGGCUUCAAAGUACUGCAUUGCAGGCCGCUGACUCAUUUUUGUUCUUGGUUACAUCGUUUGGAUUAUUAUCAUUUUCUGCUCGGUCUGGCACCGUUUCCUAUAAUUGAUACUGAAGGAUUACAAGAUAGUUCAUUGGGACGGACAUGGCCCCACAAGGCGGGCGAAGGAGAGAUAUCAAG
Aspergillus saccharolyticus JOP 1030-1 is the source of this 1887-nucleotide messenger RNA. Its product is annotated as 25S rRNA (uracil2843-N3)-methyltransferase. The coding region runs from base 242 to 1699 and encodes 485 amino acids. The transcript has a single exon. NCBI's taxonomy places the organism in Eukaryota, Fungi, Ascomycota, Eurotiomycetes, Eurotiales, Aspergillaceae. The record is from RefSeq and is a predicted model, not a curated record.